Molecule: messenger RNA, 1704 nt
Organism: Bradysia coprophila
Lineage: Eukaryota; Metazoa; Arthropoda; Insecta; Diptera; Sciaridae
Gene: Pnn
Product: desmosome associated protein-like protein pinnin
Cellular component (GO): catalytic step 2 spliceosome
Source: RefSeq, a predicted model, not a curated record
CACUGAAUCAAACUGUCAUAAUUUAGAGGAAAAAUCCAGCGACAAGAACUCUGAAAUUUUAUUGGAAUUUUCUUCGCGACUUGGGCAAUGGCCACCGAUAUUUUAACCAGUUUCGAUUCAAUCGAAGAGAAAUUGCUCCAAGCAAAGUCCAAUUUAAAAGGUCUGAACGAAAAUAUCCGACGAAUAAUUGGACGCGAACCAGCCGACAAUCAAUUAAGAGGUGACAGGAAAAAGAAUCCAAACAGCAACGAUCAACGGCGCGGUGACCGAGGUGAUUUCAACCAAGAUUCACGAAAUCGACGAGACAGUCCGCCUCCAGCCAAACGACGAUUAAUCAACUUCAAUUCGGAAACGAAAUCAGUGUUCAGUCGAUUGUCGGGACCGCCUGGCCGUAACGAUGACGAUGUCAAACCGAAAAUCAAUUCCCGUGUCAUACGAGAACUGCCGACCCGCGAAGAAAUUGUCAAUGCACAGGGAAGCGAUGCAGCGUCUCGAGCCCGAAAUCGGCGAAUGUUCGGCUCGCUGUUGGGCACGUUGCAAAAGUUCUGCCAGGAGGAGUCACGGCUGAAGCCGAAGGAGGAGAAGAAGGCGCAAAUCGAGAAGAAGCUCGAGGAUCAACAGCUACGCGAACGGGAAACGAUGAAAAAGGAACGACAGGACCUGUUUAUGAACCGGAAGCGACAACAAAUGGAAAUCAAAAUGCUGGAAACGAAGAUGAUGCGAUUGAAGGAGCUGGCCAUGUGGGAAGAGUCCAAGAAACCGCUGUCCAAUUUCAUCCGUACGAAAGCCCGGCCGAGAGUCUACUAUCUGCCCAAAGUUCUGGAUAAAAAAUCGGAAAAGAAACUGGCCGAAUGUCGCUCCAGUUUAGACAAAUCCAUAGCAAAGAAACGUAGCGAAGUCCAUGAGGAAAUUGCCGUCAUCGAGAGUCGGUUCGCUGCGUCACGAACACAAGACAACAACGGUUUGACGGAGGAACAGAAACACAACGAAACGACGCCCACCAAACACAAUCGCCGAUCUUCACACGAUGAUGACGACAAUGACAGCAAUUACAAUUCGGACGACGAUUUGAUGGUGCAUCCGAACGAUGAGAGUAAUCUGGCGCCGGAUAUUUCGAUUGUUAAAAAGGAGCAAGACAAUUCCGCAGAGAGCCGAAAAUCAAUCACCAACGACAAUGCAAAUCUGUCCGACGAUAUAACGCCGCUGGUUCAACCGAAAACGGAAAAGUCGCAAGAGAUCACCAUUCGAAACGAAGAGGAGAGCGGUGGCACAGUCGAGGAUUGAUGAAGCGCUCGCGCAUUUAUUAUUAUUUUUAGUGGCACCCCCAGUUCCGUGUUGCGCUUUCUCUCCUCCCUUGAAUUUGAUUUUUUUUUUCAAUUUGGUCAUCACCCUGCGUCAUCAACCGGCGUCCUAGAUUCGGUUUUGUUUUUUUUCGGUUUGGUAAACAACAAACUCGAGUGUUGAAUUAGAGCUUAGAGUAUGUGGAAGUGGUUCGAUCGGUUCGUUUAGUGGCAUUUUGAGAGUUUAGAGAGCUCCUGACAAAGAGAUAGACAAUUUUCGGACAAAACAAAGAAUCAAAAAUGUUGAUCGACCAUUGGCCCGCCAUCCGGUUCAUGCCACUAGUAAAAUAUGACUUUUUUUUGGGUAUUUUUUACGAAAUGAUGUACCUUUUACGUGAAUAUAUAAAGUGAAUUUCCAAUUGAA